CAGCCAAAGGAGGACAUAGCAAGGCAAUCAAGUUUGUUUGGCAACUAAUUAGGACCUCCAUCACAAACAGCAUCGCAGAUCCUCCAGGCAGUCCUAGGAACUGUAUAAAAGUGCUCACAACUCAGGGCUCUUCUUAUCAUUUCUCCGGACUUCAUCUCCUCGGUGAGCUCGGUUUACCUCCAUCCCAGAAAGAUGACUUGCUCCAGCCUGUGCUAUCCAGAAUGCGGAGUGGCCCGGCCCUGUCCGGUCACUGGUACCUGCAACGAGCCGUGCGUUAGGCAGUGCCAAGACUCUGAAGUGAUCAUCAGACCCUCACCAGUUGUCGUGACCCUCCCAGGACCCAUUCUCAGCAAUUUCCCUCAAUACAGUGCAGUGGGAGCUGUAGGAGCACCUGUGGUCGGACCCGGUUACGGAGGCUCAUUCGGUUGGGGGGGAUUGCACGGCUAUGGAGGCCAUUACGGAGGAUUGUAUGGUUUAGGUGGAUACGGUGGAUACGGUGGUUACGGCGGCCAUUAUGGUUAUGGGGGAUUAUGUGGUUAUGGGGGACACUGCGGUUACCCAGGUGGUUAUGGUUAUGGGGGAUUAUGUGGUUAUGGGGGAUACUGUGGUUACCCAGGCUUCUGUGGUUACGGAGGAUUAUGGGGAUAUGGGGGAUAUGGCCGUAGGUAUCUCGGUGGAUACUGUGGGUCAUGCUAAACCCAGCAGGAACAUCCGUGGAAAAAGGAAGAAUCAGGAAAUGAACAGCCAGAUACAGAUUCACCCCUGACCUUUUGGGCAUGGCUUUCAGAAGCACUGGGCAAACAGGGCUCCAGCUGAACUCAGUGGGAGCUGUGUGUGCUCAGCAGCUUUGGCUGACAGCCAUGCUGCCUUUCUAAUGUUACGCUUUAUGACUCUUUCUGCCAAGGCUUUCCCACCCGUGUGCUGAUUCUCGCUUUCACCUGUGGACUCAAUCUGAAUUAGGCGCAGCCUCUUUAUACUGACCCCGCUGUGUAAAGGAAACAAGGGCCUUAAGACAGAUAUCAGUUACAUUUGUUGUUAGUUAAGUCCCUUUAGAAGGGAAAAAGAGACCUUGAUGUCAAGGAGAAUUAGGCCCGACAUGUUCUACCCUUUCCAUCAAGACGUAUCUUUAGCACCUCACUUUGACCUUUUCUGAGGCCGACAUUUAGGGAGAAGUUGCCUAAUUUUCUGCUUUUAUUUUGUUUUGUCUCAUUUCCCAACCACUGGGGUAAAACAAGGGCCUUAAAAUGGUUGUAAAGGGGACUUGUUUGUCAACCUCUGCAGCUGCACCAAUGCAAGCAGAACAUCUUGUCUGAAAUACACCCAUUGAGGCCUGCGAUCGGUCAUGGCCCUUCUUGAAACACUGGAAAUACAUUCUUUCUGCUCUGUAGUAUUACUUCUGU
Molecule: messenger RNA, 1400 nt
Organism: Mauremys mutica (yellowpond turtle)
Lineage: Eukaryota; Metazoa; Chordata; Testudines; Geoemydidae
Product: claw keratin-like
Exons: 2
Coding region: 193-696 (167 amino acids)
Cellular component (GO): intermediate filament
Molecular function (GO): structural constituent of cytoskeleton
Source: RefSeq, a predicted model, not a curated record